AUGACUGCUGUGGCGUCACCACCUAGUGUACAGACGGGGCCUCGCUUGGGAUGGUAUGAUUCUGGUAACGGUGGACAAGGCGCACUGUCUUCCAUGAACACGGAAGAGGUUUCUCGCAUGUUCAUGCCGCGAAAGACCCUGCAUAGAUCAAAUUCGUCUUCGUCUAUAGGGUCCAACUCGUCCACCUCAUCCACUUCGACUAUCCCCGCUAGCCCGUCUGGGACUGAUGCGGGACAAGCGCCCAACGGCGAGUCCUCGAAUUGGUCCAAAAAGAAGUCCUCGAAAAGUGUCUGGCCUACUUCCAAGUCGGAACCAGUAUCUGGGAUAAGCACCGCGCGCUCGCAAGCGAAGCCAGCCUUCUUUUCCGGCGCAGGCGCCUCUUCUGCCAUGUCGGCGAUCCAGCAGCCUUCUUCUAUCCUUCCAUCCCAACAGCAGCACUUUCUCCAGUCGUCCCAGCAGAAUGGCGUUCGCGCAGGGAGCGGGCCUACUGGAGAACCGCCCGCAAUUUUGACGCUAAUUCCGAUAAAUGGUACCUUUGAGAAGAAACAAAUUACCGUGCCGUUCUACCCUGAGACUCUGCGGAUUGGUCGGCAAACAAACGCCAAAACCGUACCUACGCCCAAGAAUGGCUUCUUCGAUUCCAAGGUGCUCUCUCGACAACAUGCUGAGAUAUGGGCCGAUAGAAGUGGAAAGAUCUGGAUCCGCGAUGUGAAGUCGUCCAACGGCACUUUUCUCAACAGCCAGCGCUUGUCUCCGGAGAACCGCGAGUCCGACCCUCAUGAGAUUCGCGAAAAUGACACAUUAGAGUUGGGCAUUGAUAUUGUCAGCGAGGAUCAAAAGACAAUUGUUCAUCACAAAGUUUCCGCCAAGGUUGAACACGCGGGUAUAUACGGGAGCGUGCCCAACAUCUUUGAUCUCACUCUUGGCGACCUAGAUCCGGCAUCCGGAAAUGGGCUCCUCCCAUCUCCCCUCAGCCAGCCGCUGUCACACCUUCGAGGGAGAGCCGGUAGCGCCUCAAGUACCCGCAGUAAUCAAAGUACUGCGAGUAGCCAGUUUACUCAACUUCAGCAACAGCGCCAGAUGAACUACUGGAGCUCACCACUGUCAAUCGAGCAGAUAGUCAAAAGGCUGACUGUAGGUUGA
This is a messenger RNA of Aspergillus calidoustus, 1143 nucleotides long. The record is from the annotation of a GenBank genome assembly. Lineage: Eukaryota; Fungi; Ascomycota; Eurotiomycetes; Eurotiales; Aspergillaceae.